CCUUCGCCACUAGAAAUAGGCGACAAAUUCGUCAUAAAUUGUUGUCUUAUCACUGCACAAUUUUUAAUUGAAGUUAUUGGUAUUCCCAUACUAUCUUGUGUGAUUCAGCCUACACUUGGAAACUACUGCAUAAGAGUAUUAAAAAUGCUGCAAAAUAUAAUUGAUUUCUGCAAUUAUUGGUGGUUCCGAUACCUUAUGGUCACCGAGCUAUAUAUGGUGGAAAAGUGGGAACGUGUAACAAUUCAUGUGAUAUUUGCUGUGCUCUUCUGCUUAUUCUGGUACUUUAAUUACUCAGUGCUUUUAUCGUUUACGGGAAAUAUAUUUGGUGUUACACCCAUUUCCUCCAUUAUUGAUCAGCAGACUAGUAAAAUCGCAUAACUAUAAUGAUUGCGGGUGUGAUAGCCGGUAGAAACUGAAACAAACCCAUGUGGCGAGGUGGAGAUAAAAAUUAGUUAAUAUAAGUGCAUUAAAGUGAAAAUAAAGAUUUCUACACAACCGUAUUGCAAGUUA
This is a messenger RNA of Zeugodacus cucurbitae (melon fly), 510 nucleotides long. RefSeq lists its product as uncharacterized. The coding region runs from base 145 to 378 and encodes 77 amino acids. The record is from RefSeq and is a predicted model, not a curated record. The transcript has 2 exons. Lineage: Eukaryota; Metazoa; Arthropoda; Insecta; Diptera; Tephritidae.